This is a messenger RNA of Saxophila tyrrhenica, 1977 nucleotides long. RefSeq lists its product as uncharacterized. NCBI's taxonomy places the organism in Eukaryota, Fungi, Ascomycota, Dothideomycetes, Mycosphaerellales, Extremaceae. The transcript has 6 exons. The record is from RefSeq and is a predicted model, not a curated record. The coding region runs from base 1 to 1977 and encodes 658 amino acids.
AUGGCGAAUCAGACGGUCCUCGAUACCAUAACACUUGAGACCAUCCCGAAGUCGUGGCAGAGCGACUGCAUUGCCCAGCUGAACUCGACCGCCUACGACUGGACGCAUGGCUUGGUCGGCGGUCAUGGACAGGCAUUGUCGGGACUGACGAAUGCGACUUGGGGUAUCACCAUCGAGACAUGUGAGAAGUAUUGCAACCAUAUCAAGAUCCCAUUCGUCUUCGACUUCCAGUCAUUCUCAUCGUCGAUGACGAACUACUUCCUGCCAUGGCUUGCUCUGACAGCCCAGCUCCCCUUCGAGACCGGAGACUUCCUCACCAAUGCCAUGGCAUUCUGCAUGGCUGUCGGUAGUCCAGCGCUGGUCACCUUCUCGCUCUCCAUUACCAUACUCAACCGCUACUGGGUUCGAAAAGAGUUCGACGAUCUGCAGACGAAAGCCCGCAGUCCCACUGUGCGCUCGCGGUACGAGAUCUUCUCUGAUCGUGUGCAGGCCUGCCGAUUGAUUCUCCAGGAGGCUCAACAGGUACCUCUGCGAGUCUGCCAGUCGAGAGGAUACUUCAGCAGCCUCAUCGUACUGCCUGAAAACGCCGCUUGGUGGGAGCGAGUCGAAAGGCGUCUCAAAAGCACACGGCGGAACGUCACCGCAUCGCUGGUGGCCCAGAUGGCAUUCGCUGGCAUAGCGUACCUGUUCACUGUGAUCGCUUCCUUCCAGGCCGAUCUUGGUGAUCCUGCAACAGCACUUCAGAUUGCAUCGGGUAGUAUUUGGAUAUGGUUGCAGAUUCCAAUAAUUGCUGGCUGGAUCACUGUUGGGACGCAAUACAGCCACCACUCUAUCGAGGACGCCUUGAGGGCGGAGCCCGCCUUCCGUGCUCUCCAGCCACCUGUGCAGCACGGCGCCGAGCUGUCGGAUCCCGACGAGCAAGCAGGCUUAGUGGUGCAACCAGGACUCAACCCUCUGCCGCACAAUCACCAGACAGCGCAUGGCGGAUUUGACGUCGCAGACAUCAGGCGGCUGGAGCUGCCUACUUGGCUUGGCGCCGAGGUUGGCGGCGACGAACGCCUCAAAGGCCCCAUCUUCAAUUAUGCAAGAUUAUUCACCUGGUGGCAAUUGGCGUCCUCGAUCGAUCAUGCCCUCUUCGAGACCAUGGAGAACGUCACCCGGGGCGUGAUAUGCGCUCGGACUCCUCCGCCGACCUUGCCAGGCAAAUGGACAGCAGAAUCACACCUCAGAGGAGACAGUGGAGAAGUCGCCACCUACUGUAAUUUGAACAUCAACAGCUCUAUCCUGGCCUACCCCGAGUGGUCCACGAUCCCCUCAAAAGUCUACAAGCGCAUCUUCGAAGCGAUGUUCGUCGCGCUGUUCCUGCAGUGGGGCACGACUGGCGCUUCGAUUAUGAUCGCAUACCUAACGCCCACCACUGGUUUGGGCUGCAGAUCCGGCUCGUAUCUGCUCUAUGGCGUCCUCGGCACCUCCAGCUGGCUUCUCCUCUUGGUGUCGAUGCUGCUCUCGCAUGAGGUCAUGCUUCGGUACCAGAUAGAGCACCACAACAACCCCACGACAGACUUCCGCCGCCACCCGGAUCCAGGAGCCAGGACGUACGUUCGGACAUGGAGCCAUAGCACGCUUUGUGGGUUGGCCGUCGUCCUGCGAGUCUUUGGCAAGUUCCUGGCUAUUGCCAACACGCUCUUCCUCCUUGCGACUUCGUUGAUGGAAUUUGUCGGAGGCUUUAACAAUUGCUGGUGCAUGGGCAAUUGGAUUGGCAUGGGCAACGAAGGAUGGAUCGUGCUCUUCAAAGGCGCCGAUGCUCUGAGCGCUGCGGCUUCGUUACCUUGGGGAGGCGGACUUGCAUUGGCGCUUCUUGUGUGCUUCCUCUCUUACACGUUCUUCUUCUUUGGCUCUUUGAAGACGGAUGAUGAUCAAUUCAGCAAGAAGAUCUUGACGAUCCUAGUCAGAUGGUGUCUCGGAAUGGGAAUUUAG